AUGUCGGCGGCCGUGGUAGAAGAUGCUCUUGCACCCACACUUGAAAACAUUCUCGAUCAAAAGACACUGAAAUGGCUCUUUGUCGGAGGCAAAGGUGGAGUAGGCAAGACCACCACCUCUUGCUCUCUCGCCAUUCAACUUUCCAAAGUUCGCGAGUCGGUCCUUCUCAUCUCGACCGAUCCUGCGCACAACCUUUCCGAUGCCUUCGGGCAGAAGUUCGGCAAAGAAGCAACCAAAGUCAACGGCUUUGACAACCUCUCUGCGAUGGAGAUUGACCCAAACUCUAGCAUCCAAGAAAUGAUCGAACAAUCAGACAGCUCCGGUGGUGCGAUGGGAUCUAUGAUGCAAGAUCUCGCAUUUGCCAUCCCUGGUGUCGACGAAGCGAUGGGGUUUGCUGAAAUCAUGAAACACGUCAAAUCGAUGGAAUACAGCGUUAUCGUCUUCGACACCGCCCCUACCGGUCACACUUUGCGUUUCCUCUCCUUCCCUUCGGUCCUCGAAAAAGCGCUCGCUAAAUUCUCCACUCUCGGUCGAUCGCUCGGUCCGAUGCUAGGCCAAUUCCAAUCCAUGCUCGGAGGAGGCGCCAACAACCAAGAAGACAUGUUUGCCAAACUGGAAAGCAUGCGUGAAGUCAUCACUGAAGUCAACACGCAAUUCAAGGACCCCGAAAAGACAACGUUUGUCUGCGUCUGCAUCGCAGAGUUCCUUUCACUCUACGAAACGGAAAGGUUGAUCCAGGAGUUGACGCAGUACGAGAUCGAUACACACGCGAUUGUGUGUAACCAGCUACUGUAUCCGAAGAAGGAUAGCAACUGUCAACAUUGCAGAGUGAGGAAACAGAUGCAGGAUAAGUACGUGGGAGAGAUGAUGGAGCUGUAUGCGGACGAUUUCCAUAUUGUCAAGAUGCCACUGUUGACGGAAGAGGUGAGAGGGACGGAGAAGUUGAAGUCUUUUAGCCAGUUUUUGAUCGAGCCUUAUACACCUCCAUCCGAGUAG
Ustilago hordei is the source of this 996-nucleotide messenger RNA. Its product is annotated as putative arsenite translocating ATPase (ASNA1). Gene Ontology annotation, biological process: post-translational protein targeting to endoplasmic reticulum membrane. The transcript has a single exon. Gene Ontology annotation, cellular component: GET complex. Gene Ontology annotation, molecular function: ATP hydrolysis activity; ATP binding. The coding region runs from base 1 to 996 and encodes 331 amino acids. NCBI's taxonomy places the organism in Eukaryota, Fungi, Basidiomycota, Ustilaginomycetes, Ustilaginales, Ustilaginaceae. The record is from RefSeq and is a predicted model, not a curated record.